AUCUGUGUACGAUGACCAGCCCAAUGCCCACAAGAGGUUUAUGGAGAAGCUUGAGGUCAGGAUCCGAAACCAUGACCGAGAGAUUGAGAAGAUGUGUAACUUCCACCACCAGGGGUUUGUGGAUGCCAUCACUGAGCUGCUCAAAGUCCGCGCUGACGCAGAGAAACUGAUGGUGAGAAAGAAGGAGACCCAGAGCUAAAGAAAUGGAAACUAUCUCACUAAACAUACAUUUUACAUUUCAAUCAUUUAGCUGUUAUCCAGCAUUCAUCUUCUAGCUAGGUGAGACAACCAGAUAUCACAGGCACGGUCAGUACAUGGUUGAUAUGAUUCUGAGCAGUUAGAAACAUUUGCAUAAUACCAUAAGUGAAAUAACACAUCAAACAGGAUCCAGGUCCGCUCAGAACUUAUUACUGUGUUGAGGUUAGAGUCCAAUCUAGUCUACCUCUUUGUUCAACCAGGGAUCGCAGUGGAUCAAUCUAGUCUACCUCUUUGUUCAACCAGGGAUCGCAGUGGAUCAAUCUAGUCUACCUCUUUGUUCAACCAGGGAUAGCAGUGGAUCAAUCUAGUCUACCUCUUUGUUCAACCAGGGAUCGCAGUGGAUCAAUCUAGUCUACCUCUUUGUUCAACCAGGGAUCGCAGUGGAUCAAUCUAGUCUACCUCUUUGUUCAACCAGGGAUCGCAGUGGAUCAAUCUAGUCUACCUCUUUGUUCAACCAGGGAUAGCAGUGCAUAAUUUCCCACUUAAUGUCUAUGCAAAGAUGUAAUGUUCUCUGGUCACGUAUGCCCAGUCCCCCCCCAGGCCCUGUCCCCCCCCAGGCCCAGUCCCCCCCCAGGCCCAGUCCCCCCCCAGGCCCAGUCCCCCCCCAGGCCCUGUCCCCCCCCAGGCCCUGUCCCCUCCCAGGCCCAGUCCCCCCCCCAGGCCCAGUCCCCCCCCAGGCCCUGUCCCCCCCCAGGCCCUGUCCCCCCCCAGGCCCUGUCCCCCCCCAGGCCCAGUCCCCCCCCAGGCCCAGUCCCCCCCCAGGCCCUGUCCCCCCCCCAGGCCCUGUCCCCCCCCCAGGCCCUGUCCCCCCCCCAGGCCCUGCCCCCCCCCCCCCCAGGCCCUGUCCCCCCCCCAGGCCCUGCCCCCCCCCCCCCAGGCCCUGCCCCCCCCCCCCCAGGCCCUGUCCCCCCCCCCCCCCCCCAGCCCUGUCCCCCCCCCCCCCAUGCCCCCCCCCCCCCCCAGGCCCCCCCCCCCCCCCAGGCCCUGUCCCCCCCCCCCCAGGCCCUGCCCCCCCCCCCCCAUGCCCUGCCCCCCCCCCCCCAGGCCCUGUCCCCCCCCCCCCCAGGCCCUGUCCCCCCCCCAGGCCCUGUCCCCCCCCCAGGCCCUGUCCCCCCCCAGGCCCAGUCCCCCCCCCAGGCCCUGUCCCCUUCUCACACUCAGUGUGCAAAACAUUAAGGACACCAGAGCUGUGUUCGAAUACCCAUACUAACAUACUGUAUACUACAUACUUAAUGAGUAUAUACUAUUAGUUAAUGUUAGUAUACUGUAAACGAACGGUAUCCUUUCAUUUGAUCGUACUAGCGCUUUGCCUGUCUACCGGAAGUUAAUGCUGUUGCUAUGCAACCUCUUGCUAGCUUGUUAGCAUAACAACAUUACUAGCGAGACAUCUUACGACUUCAUUAUCAAUGUCCAUUGAGAACGCACAACGACUAUACCACUUCGCUAAGCUAAGAAUGAUGUGAAUAAUCAAGUCAAUAAACGUUGGGCCGUUUAGUUAGAUAGCAUAUAGUUAAUAUACUGGCAAGUUCGAUGUAUUAGGAGCCAACUAACGUUAGGUAGCUAGCUAACAUACCGGUACAUACAAUAAUAUAAUAAUAAUAAUAUAUGCCAUUUAGCAGAUGCUUUUAUCCAAAGCGACUUAGUCAUGUGUGCAUACAUUUUUACGUAUGGGUGGUCCCGAGGAUCGAACCCACUACCCUGGCGUUACAAACGCCAUGCUCUACCAACUGAGCUACAGAGGACCACAAGUAACUGCUAUAAUGAUAUGCGGUUCGUAAGGCUAGUGUAGCCAACGUAACGUGUAACAUAACUUAUUUGAAAAGUCAUUACAUUUUUCAACAAUCAAUCAAUCAAAUGUAUUUAUAAAGCCCUUUUUAGCAGUGCUAUACAGAAACCCAGCCUAAAACCCCAAACAGCAAGCAAUGCAGAUGUAGAAGCACGGUGGCUUGGAAAAACUCCCUUUGUCAUUAUCAGUUAAAGCAAUUAAUUAAUAUUUAUUUACUUUUUGGACUUACAUUUGUAUCCGCUCUCGUCGGACUUCGGCUGCAUAUUUUCCGCCAUUUUCGUCAAAUCUGAAAAUGUUGUGAAGCCACGCCCAUUUUCUGAAGAAUUGCAUUAUGGGCCUUAAAAGCACGGAAAUAGGGUCCACUGCUUGUAUACUUUGUAUUUUGGCGAAUGUAGUACGACAUCCGGGAACUUUUGGCAUUCUAACUAUAUCCAUACUAUGACCAAUAAGCACACUACACACUCAAUUUACGUCACAAAUAGUACGGUUAGUGCUGUGCUCUUUCCAUGACAGACUGACCAGGUGAAUCCAGGUGAAAGCUAUGAUCCCUUAUGGAUGUCACUUGUUAAAUCCACUUCAAUCAGUAUAGAUGAAGGGGAGGAGACAGGUUAAAGAAGGAUGUUUAAGCCUUGAGACAAUUGAUACAUGGAUUGUGUAUGUGUGCCAUUCAGAGGGUGAAUGGGCAAGACAAAAGAUUUAAAUGCCUUUUGAACGGGGUAUGGUAGUAGGUGCCAGGCACACCGGUUUGUGUCAAGAACUGCAACGCUGCUGGGUUUUUCACGCUCAACAGUUUCCUUUGUGUAUCAAGAAUGGUCCACCACCCAAAGGACAUCCAGCCAACUUGACACAACUGUGGGAAGCAUUGGAGUCAACAUGGGCCAGCAUCCCCGUGGAACCCUUUCGUCACCUUGUAGAGUCCGUGCCCCGGCGAAUUGAGGCUGUUCUGAGGGCAAAAGGGGGUGCAACUCAAUAUUAGGAAGGUGUUCUUAAUGUUUUGUAUACUCAGUGUAGGUCGUUUUUUACACCAGCGUCAAACAGCUGAAAAUAAUGUUUUUGGUUAUGGAAAAUAUAUUUGACAGCGUUUUAGAUGGUACAAUGAUUUACUUUACCAGGGUUCCCCAACUGGCGGCUGGUGGUUUUAUUUGGCCGCCCAAGUUUUCUGAGCAAAAAAUUAUAAUAAUAAAAAAUAUAUAUAUAUAUUUUCAUUGUUGGACAUGACUGACUGUAAAAACGACAGGAAAUCAGUUCCAAGUGAUUUACAUUUUGGAAAUCUGUUCCCCAGUAUUCCCACGGAUAAUAGAGAGACACGUGAUCAUAUACAAAUGGACGCAAGGUUUGAAAUUAUUAUGUUUUAGUCAAACAUAUCUGUUUGGGCUUCUUGUGGUCAAUUUGCAGUCUACAAAUUAUUUGUAGUUAUGUUCCGGCCCCGCCGACCAUCCGCUCAAGAAAAAACGGCCCGCGACUGAAUCUAGUUGAUGAUCUAGUAUGAUACUAUACCUGCUUGUUUUGUCACAUAAACUGAAAUUAGGCCGACUAUUCAAGUUUUAGCAACCAGGAAAUGGCGGAGCGAUUUCUGCAUAGUGCACCGUUAACAUUAGAGUUCGCGCACCAGCUGUUGUUAACAAGGAGACACACACCUCCCCCUUAACCUUACCCUAAGCUGCCGUUCGGUGGCGAUGCAGAGAAAAACCAGCUGUUGUUAACAAGGAGACACACCUCCCCCUUAACCUUACCCUAAGCUGCCGUUCGGUGACGAUGCAGAGAAAAACCAGCUGUUGUUAACAAGGAGACACACCCCUCCCCCUUAACCUUACCCUAAGCUGCCGUUCGGUGGCGAUGCAGAGAAAAACCAGCUGUUGUUAACAAGGAGACACACCCCUCCCCCUUAACCUUACCCUAAGCUGCCGUUCGGUGGCGAUGCAGAGAAAAACCAGCUGUUGUUAACAAGGAGACACACCUCCCCCUUAACCUUACCCUAAGCUGCCGUUCGGUGGCGAUGCAGAGAAAAACCAGCUGUUGUUAACAAGGAGACACCCCUCCCCCUUAACCUUACCCUAAGCUGCCGUUCGGUGGCGAUGCAGAGAAAAACCAGCUGUUGUUAACAAGGAGACACACCUCCCCCUUAACCUUACCCUAAGCUGCCGUUCGGUGACGAUGCAGAGAAAAACCAGCUGUUGUUAACAAGGAGACACACACCUCCCCCUUAACCUUACCCUAAGCUGCCGUUCGGUGACGAUGCAGAGAGAAACCAGCUAGAUCUAUAUUAUCCAUGUCCUUGUUCAGCCACCAGUCCAGUUGGUUUUCUAGUUAUUGUACGUUGGCCAAUAGAACGGAGCGUAGAGGCAGUUUAUUCCCCCCCCCCCCCCAACGUAGUCUCGUCAUGGAGACCUCUCGUUUGGCUCUCCUGCACCGUCUCUUCCUCGUUCUAGUCCUGGGGGUUAGGGCCUGGUCCGGAGCCAGUCUAAGUUAACCUAAUGAUUCCUCCCCCAGGACUGAGCCAGUCUAAGUUAACCUAAUGAUCCCUCCCCAGGACUGAGCCAGUCUAAGGUAACCUAAUGAUCCCUCCCCAGGACUGAGCCAGUCUAAGUUAACCUAAUGAUUCCUCCCCCAGGACUGAGCCAGUCUAAGUUAACCUAAUGAUCCCUCCCCAGGACUGAGCCAGUCUAAGGUAACCUAAUGAUCCCUCCCCAGGACUGAGCCAGUCUAAGUUAACCUAAUGAUCCCUCCCCCAGGACUGAGUCAGUCUAAGGUAACCUAAUGAUCCCUCCCCAGGACUGAGCCAGUCUAAGGUAACCUAAUGAUCCCUCCCCAGGACUGAGCCAGUCUAAGGUAACCUAAUGAUCCCUCCCCAGGACUGAGCCAGUCUAAGGUAACCUAAUGAUCCCUCCCCAGGACUGAGCCAGUCUAAGGUAACCUAAUGAUCCCUCCCCAGGACUGAGCCAGUCUAAGGUAACCUAAUGAUCCCUCCCCAGGACUGAGCCAGUCUAAGGUAACCUAAUGAUCCCUCCCCAGGACUGAGCCAGUCUAAGGUAACCUAAUGAUCCCUCCCCAGGACUGAGCCAGUCUAAGGUAACCUAAUGAUCCCUCCCCAGGACUGAGCCAGUCUAAGGUAACCUAAUGAUCCCUCCCCCAGGACUGAGUCAGUCUAAGGUAACCUAAUGAUCCCUCCCCCAGGACUGAGCCAGUCUAAGGUAACCUAAUGAUCCCUCCCCAGGACUGAGCCAGUCUAAGGUAACCUAAUGAUCCCUCCCCAGGACUGAGCCAGUCUAAGGUAACCUAAUGAGAUGCAUUACAUCAGGAGCAGAAGUUCCCCAGCCCAGCUGCACCGAGGCACAGGCCAGAUCUCUUUAGCUCUCUUUCCCAGCUGAACGUGGUCUUUAGGUGAGCAGAUGGUUGGAGGCACAGGCCAGAUCUCUUUAUCUCUCUUUCCCAGCUGAACGUGGUCUUUAGGUGAGCAGAUGGUUGGAGGCACAGGCCAGAUCUCUUUAGCUCUCUUUCCCAGCUGAACGUGGUCUUUAGGUGAGCAGAUGGUUGGAAGCACAGGCCAGAUCUCUUUAGCUCUCUUUCCCAGCUGAACGUGGUCUUUAGGUGAGCAGAUGGUUGGAGGCACAGGCCAGAUCUCUUUAGCUCUCUUUCCCAGCUGAACGUGGUCUUUAGGUGAGCAGAUGGUUGGAGGCACAGGCCAGAUCUCUUUAGCUCUCUUCCCCAGCUGAACGUGGUCUUUAGGUGAGCAGAUGGUUGGAGGCACAGGCCAGAUCUCUUUAGCUCUCUUUCCCAGCUGAACGUGGUCUUUAGGUGAGCAGAUGGUUGGAGGCACAGGCCAGAUCUCUUUAGCUCUCUUCCCCAGCUGAACGUGGUCUUUAGGUGAGCAGAUGGUUGGAACUGGACCAGCCACUGGCCUGUAUGAAGCAUGUUCAGCUAACAGGGCAGCAGAUCAACUACCUCACUGACCCUCUUUCUCCCACAGAUGAAUGAGACUUUAAAAAAAAAAAACAGAAUAAAUGGCUUCCUGAUUACCGUGAGCUAAUGAGACGUGGGGAGCGAUGUGGGAAGCUCUCUCUGUGGUCCUGCUAUCCCUACUGUCGCCCUCCUAACCCCAGCCUGAGUUACCACGGGACCCCUCCACUCUGUGAAUCAACCAGCUAGUGACUGUUUGUAUUCAGCUCUGAAACCCAAUGUUUAAUUACCCACAAAAUGCAGUGGGCCUUUCACUCUAGACAAUGAAUGGUACAGAGAGCUCAUUGAGGUUAUCAGGAAGGGACCACUGGUCAAUUGGGUCAUUGAAUUUGUUUGACAAGACCUGCAGAGACAAGUAGAGUUCAAAAAUCCUCAACGUAGAAUUGAGAAGUUUGUCACAGAAUCUGUUGGAAAGGGCUGUCAAGCUAUUACCUGCGCAUAAAAGCUUUCGAAGCCGACCAAAAGUCCAAGUUCCCGUCGCAGAUUGAAUCAGAAUGUGCCUGCCGUUGUCUAACUGUGUCCUCGUGGAGGAUGAUCUGAUGACAAGGUGAGCAGCUACAACAGGGGGUUGUCUAACCAUUAGUCAUCUUGUUUUUUUUGAAGGGCCAGGUUACUGACACAAACAGAAGACUGCAAGACGCUGGCAGAGAGGUAAGAGUCUGUGUCCCCGUGUCCCUGUGUCCCUGUGUCCCUGUGUCAGUGUUGCCUGUGUCCCCGUGUCCCUGUGUCCCUGUGUCAGUGUUGCCUGUGUCCCCGUGUCCCCGUGUCCCUGUGUCAGUGUUGCCUGUGUCCCCGUGUCCCCGUGUCCCCGUGUCCCUGUGUCCCUGUGUCAGUGUUGCCUGUGUCCCCGUGUCCCUGUGUCCCUGUGUCAGUGUUGCCUGUGUCCCCGUGUCCCUGUGUCCCUGUGUCAGUGUUGCCUGUGUCCCCGUGUCCCUGUGUCCCCGUGUCCCCGUGUCCCUGUGUCCCCGUGUCCCAGUGUCAGUGUUGCCUGUGGUCAAGUUAGAGGACAGAGGGGUACAGAUUGAGACAUAAGCACCUCUGACUGACCUCUCUGGGUAAUUGGGGAGUUCUUACACUCUUUGACCUCUCUUACGUAAGGUGACAGCCCAAACGGAGGAGGUGAUUCGCUGUCGGAUACAGCAGAGGAACAUGGCUACCACUGUGGAGAGAAUACAGCUGUGUAUA
Messenger RNA from Coregonus sp. 'balchen', 7186 nucleotides. The record is from the annotation of a GenBank genome assembly. NCBI's taxonomy places the organism in Eukaryota, Metazoa, Chordata, Actinopteri, Salmoniformes, Salmonidae.